AUGCCCGUGAUCGCUAUUAAGGACGACGGCGACUUUGAUGUCAAGUUCAAAAAUGCUGGCGAUAAGCUUAUUGUUGUCGACUUCACCGCUACCUGGUGUGGACCAUGCAAAAUGAUUGCUCCAACGUUCGAAGAACUUUCGAACAUGUUUACCGAUGUAGUUUUCCUCAAAGUCGAUGUUGACGAAUGUGAGGGAGUUUGCGAGAAGUAUAAAGUUUCAUCAAUGCCAACAUUCCUCUUUUUCAAGAAGGGUGCCAAGGUUGAUAACUUCUCAGGCGCAAAUGCUGGAAAACUUGCAACUCUUGUCGAGAAAUACUCACAAACUGCGUGA
Caenorhabditis bovis is the source of this 330-nucleotide messenger RNA. The record is from the annotation of a GenBank genome assembly. Lineage: Eukaryota; Metazoa; Nematoda; Chromadorea; Rhabditida; Rhabditidae.